GUCGACUUCGCGGUGUGUUUCUCUUCGCUGCUCCGCUGAAAAAAACAAAUUCCCGCAAAAUAUCAACAAAAACAUGAGCAAAACAUUCGCAACGAUUCCAAAACAAAUCAAUUAUUUUUGGUGAUUCGCCGGACAAUUUAGUGUUAGUGAUUAAAACUAAAAUAUUGUUUUGCGUGUGUACCGUUAACCGCUUGCAGGGGGCAAAAGAAAAAAACGCGCGCGUUUUGAAUUCGCUGUCUUUCCAAUUUUUUUUAUGUUACAAAACAAAUAUAAAUGAAACAACAAAUAAUGGCAAGCCAGAAUUUAAAUGAAUGAAUGAAUUUUUUGUGGACAAAAAAACGGCUGCGUGUGCAAUUCGAUUCGAAUAACAAAACAAAAAGCAUAAAGGAAAAGUAAAAGAAAUUGGGGGAAAAGAAGCCCAAAAAAAGCAAAGAUAACGCGAAAAGUCAUAAAGAAAAGCCUGGCAACUGGCCAAGAAGGAGAAGCUGUGCGAUAGAAUCACUAGAAUAAGUGCCGCAGCCAGUUGCACCAACAGAGGCAACACCAAAAGAGGCACCACCAUCAGGGGCAGCAGCAGGCGCGGCACCACCAUGCUGCCGCAACAGUACUGCCUGAGGUGGAAGUACCACCAUAGCAAUCUGCAGACCAUGUUCUCCCAGCUCCUGGAUCGCGGUUGCUUCUGCGAUGUGACUUUGGCCUGCGAGGGCCAACUCAUACGCGCCCAUCGCGUCGUCCUGUGCGCCUGCAGCACCUUCUUCGAUGCCGUGCUCUCGAAUUACGCCAGCGAACGCGAUCCGAUCAUCAUCAUGAAGGAUGUCACCUUUGCGGAGGUCAAGUGCCUCAUCGAGUUCAUGUACAAGGGCGAGAUCAACGUGGAGCAUGCCAGCCUACCCUCGCUGCUGAAGACCGCGGAUGACCUGAAGAUCAAGGGCCUGGCCGAGGUGACCUGGCGCGAUGACGAGGACGGACCACCGCCACCGAUGGCCGCCGCCGAGUUUCACUCACCGCCGCGCAGUUUGGCCGAGAGCUACGCCCAGGACCUAAUCCUCCAGCACCAGCAGCAGCAGCAGCAGCAGACACCAGCUGCUCCGCCCUUGCAUUUGCACAGCUCUGCGCUUUUGGACAGAGAUCGGGAGCGGGAGCGGGAGCGUCUAUCGUCGCCGGGCAUGGAGAGUGUACUGGGUCGCAUGCCCGUGAUGACGCCGCUGCCGGGCGCUUCAACUUCAGCUUCGGGUUCGGGUACGGUUUCGGGUGGAGUGGGUGCGGUAACCGGUGGCACCGCCCUCGAGGGUGUCGCACCCGUGGAACACUUUCUGGGUCCCAAGCGCAAGCGUGGUCGUCCGCCACUAGACGAUGCCUACGAUGUUUUCAAUGUACGCAAGCUGGCCCAGUAUGCCGCCAAUCUGGAGCCCGCCCAGCGUGCCUACUUGGAGACGGCGCGUCACUUUUCGGAGGAGCCGCCACUGGCCGCCCAUGCCGCCUCGCUGGCCUCCCCGCCCGCCGCCUGCCCGCCCAAACAGCGCCAGCGUCUACGUCACCAGCAACAGCAGCAGCAACAGUUGCUUCAGUCGGAUACCGGUGAGCAGGAGCCGCCGGUUGCUGGCCAGGAUUGGUCCAAUUUGGAGGCAAAUGGCAGUGCCACGCCCAGCGAUGGCGUUGUCAACAAACAGGAGGCGGAGGGCGACGGCGAUGAGUCGCUACCGGCAGUGCUCACCACGGCCAGCAGCAGCGCCACCAAAAAGCUGGAGAAGAUUGGCGAGCGACGCGAACGCCAUGGCAAGCUACGACAUGCUCGUCGCCUCUAUGAGAAGUCUAACGAGGAUGAGGUUGAGCCACCCAAGGUGGAGCCCGAUGAACUGCCGCAGCCGCUGGAGGAGAUCGAGAAUGAGCAUCUGGUGGCGAAUAGGGCUGAGUCGCCACGUCCGACGGUCGUCAUACCAGCUAGUUUCGCCUGCAAAUACGAGGGUGGCGUGGCUGCCGGAGGCGGUGGCGCUGGUUCAGCCACUGGCUCUGGAUCCUCCUACUUGAUCAACGAACACGGCAUGCUGAUGGCCCACGAAUUUGCACCGAACGUGGCCAGUGCCGCCGCCACGGCAGCUGUGGCCGUCGCAGCAGCCGCCGCCGCAGUGGCAAAUGCCACAGCCGGAAGCGGAAAUGGAAGCGGUGGCCAGGAUGCAGGUGGCAGUGGAACUGCUGCUGCCGCCGACUAUCCCGACAUCAAGCUGGAGGACUUCGAUGCCGCCGAACUGCGACUGACCAACGAGGAGCUGUCGCAGUGGCAGGACGUCAUCAAGAUGGACGACUAUCUGGCCAAGGGGCGGCGUCCACAGUUCUGGGAGGAGCCAUUCACCAAGCGUGUGUUGGACGCCAUUAAAAACAAAAGACUCGAGAUGAAGAAGGCCGCCAGAAUUCUGGGCGUUUCCUAUGGCACUCUGUAUGGACGCUACCGCGAGGUCUAUGGCUGCCUAAAGCAUCCUUACAGUGGCACCGCCUUCCGGAACUCGGGAUCCAACUCGACAAGUCAGCUGGGAGUUCAGCCGCGCUUUGAUUUGGGAUUUCGCAAUGGGGGCGUCAUGCCAGCUCAGCUGGUCCAAACCAAUCCCUACUUGCAGAGCUGGGCAAGCUGAAGAAGGAUCUGAGCGAGCUAUGGACACGUCCGCAGAUUUGAGGACCAACCACCAAUGCAGAAGUAACCACAAAGAAACUGCAGAAAAGUCACAAACGACGCCACAGGCUGAUCUAGGAUCACGCAAGGAUAAAAAGACAGCUAGACGAGGCUAGUUUUGGAUGCCGAGUAAAGCUUUCCUCCUCAAUCGAUUCCGAUUCCCACAUUAAUGUGUUGUGCCCGUGCCCGUCGGCGGGUCGCAGCUAUAACUGAUCUUCUACACAUUUAGAAACUUAUUAUUACAUAAUAUAUAUAAUAUAAAUACAUGUCUAUAAAUACA
This is a messenger RNA of Drosophila santomea, 2945 nucleotides long. RefSeq lists its product as uncharacterized. The transcript is spliced from 7 exons. Bases 591 to 2627 code for a protein of 678 amino acids. Gene Ontology annotation, biological process: regulation of transcription by RNA polymerase II. Lineage: Eukaryota; Metazoa; Arthropoda; Insecta; Diptera; Drosophilidae. Gene Ontology annotation, cellular component: nucleus. The record is from RefSeq and is a predicted model, not a curated record. Gene Ontology annotation, molecular function: DNA binding; protein binding.